Messenger RNA from Patiria miniata (bat star), 8160 nucleotides. Its product is annotated as protein prune homolog 2-like. The record is from RefSeq and is a predicted model, not a curated record. The transcript has 18 exons. The coding region runs from base 72 to 7946 and encodes 2624 amino acids. Gene Ontology annotation, cellular component: cytoplasm. NCBI's taxonomy places the organism in Eukaryota, Metazoa, Echinodermata, Asteroidea, Valvatida, Asterinidae. Gene Ontology annotation, molecular function: exopolyphosphatase activity.
AACGUCAUCACAAACCAGCGAACACGGUGUGGAGCUGGAGAUGAGCCGAGGUCAAAAAGUCACUCCCCUACAUGUGUGAAUCUUGGCAUGAUUGUGUCAAGUACAUAACAGAAAGGGAUUGUGCUGCAAUAAUGGACACUUUUCUGAGAGAGACGAAGGACCGCCUGGAAUCAGCACGAGCCGAUGCACCACUGAAUAUUCAUGUUGUCCUUGGCAACGAGUCUUGUGAUUUGGAUUCCGCAGUUUCUGCACUAGUUUGGGCCUACCACUUACAAAAGGAACAGGAAGUGCCAGGCACCAAGUGGGAUGCCGUCGUGCCGGUGCUGAACAUUCCCUUUGAGGACUACCACCUCCGCACGGAGGUCAAGCACUUCCUGAGCUUGGUCAACAACAUCGGCGCUUCCUUGUUAGUCUUUCGGGACGACGUUGACCUGCAUUCCCAACAUGCCUCGGGAAAGCUAGGCCUGACCCUGGUGGAUCACAACACUCUUCCCAAACGGGAUGCCUCACUGGACGGAGCCGUCCAGGAAGUCAUCGAUCACCAUAGCAACAGUCGUCAAGACGACGACGAACGGGACAUCCGGGUGACGGUGGAGACGGUGGGUUCUUGUGCCUCAUUGGUGGCAGAGAAGGUUCUGGCCCAGAAUCCGGAGAUUGUGGAUGAACACAUUGCCAAACUUUUGCUGGGUCCCAUUCUGGUCGACACCGUCAACCUGUCAGCCUCGGCUGGUAAAGCCACACCCAAGGACAUUGCCAUGGUGGAGGCAUUGUCCAAGAUCUGCCCAGAUCUCAACAAAGAGGAGAUGUAUCAGGAACUGCAACAGGCCAAAGCUGACAUGUCUGAUUUCUCAGUCACUGACAUUCUGAGGAAGGAUUUCAAAUGUGUCUCCGGUGCCUCCAUGAAUAUUGGCAUGAGCUCAAUACCCAUACGUCUUACGGAAUUUGUAGAAAAGCCGGACUUUGAAAUUGGACUCCAAGACUUUUGCACAUUGAAAGACCUACGACUUCUUGUCCUGAUGGCUCUGACUGUAGCAGAGGAUGCCAAGGCACACAGGCAAAUCUGUGUCUACUCUUCCAAUUCCUCUGACUCAAUGAAAGAUGAACUGAUCCAGACUCUGGAGGAAUCUGCAUCUCCUGAGCUGGUUCUCUCAGAGUUGUACACAAACUCCUCUGGUCUGAUUGUGUACUACCAGGGCAAUGUCAAAGCAUCCAGGAAGCAGGUGCUUCCCCUGGUGAAAAACUUUCUAGACAGUCAGGAGGAUUCCUCCCCAGAUGAAGAUCAGCAGGUCGAGGAAGAUGUGGCAACGGAAUCUGACCUGACUGACAUGAACGACACCCUCCUGAAACUCUCUAACAAUACCAACAAUGCCAAUGAGCAAGUCUUGAUGGAUAAUCCACUCUGGAUUGGGGACAGUCAGGCGAUAAGCUCGCCGGAUUCCAGCGGCAUCGACGCCGGAUCAGUGCUCCUGGAUUUGGACCCAUUCUCUGGAAACCAGGACGGGAUGGUGACGUCAGGAAGCGGGGCAUUCUCCUCCGGGGACAGCGUUGACACCAUUGGCAUUACACCCUCUAGUCCAAGUAGUGAUGCCAUGGGCUUUGGAAGUGGAUCAGAGGACCUCCUUGGGCUAGACAAUCUUGCAUCAACACAGAAGCCUGGGAUGGGAGAAUUUGACAGCGCCAAUUCUGCUUCCAAUCCAUUUGCAGAUUCCACAGAAGGAGAUUUUGUGGGGCUGGAUGCCUUCAUGUCACAGCCGGCAGCCCCGUCCGACCCCAAUCAAAAUCCAUUUGGCGAGUCUGCUGAGGCCAACACCACAAACGAUCUCUUCAGCUUUGACACCAAUGUGGGCCUACCAGCACCAGUCCUUGAGACUACCGUCUCUGUCUCGGCAAAUCCUUUCAUAGAUGAAGAUCCAAACAGAAAUAACUUGCUGGAUUUGGAUCCCUUUGCAUCAUCAGUCUCUGAAGCACCUGUAGCCUCAGGUGAUUCUCUUAUCGAAGCGUCUGUCUCGACAACUGUUGAGAGUUCUGCGACUGAUCUUGGAGACUUCAUGAAUCAACUCCCGGGAAGUCCUGAUGCAGCGGAUCAAAAAUGGUUGGACCCUUCUUCCGACGUUCAGUUAGAAGUUGCAGUAGAUAAUGCUGAAGUCCUCCCAGUUGAUGCAUCAAACAACAAUCCCUUUGCCAUACCAAGUCAGACAGAUAAUGACCCAUUUGGGAUAGAAGCUUUCGGGUCCCCAACAAGUGAUUUCACAGAUGAAGCAUCUAAUGACGUUGCAGCAGCUAGUACAAAUCCAUUCAAAUCAUCAGAACCACCAACAGAAACUUCAUCGAAUGCAGCAACUGAGUCAUCUACGAUUGAUUUUGGUGCUGUUGCAGACUAUCAUCCUGGAAGUCCAGGUUUUGGGGUAGUAGCAGAACCUUCUGAUUUACUUGACACCGAUUCCUACUCUGAUUCUCCAGUUGUGGUGGGUGAAAAUUUAGCCCCAGCUAUUCCCCCAGUAGUAGAAGGAUCCUCUAAUCUCCUUGAUCUUGAUGGCAUUGAAACUGAUCAAGCGGAAGUCCAGGCUCAAGAGCUUCUUCAUCCAACUCCAGAAAUUACGAUAUCCCGGACCUCAUCGGACUAUGACCAAGAGACCUCCGAAACUGAAAACAUCCUUGAAAAACCAGAAGAUAACAUUCUUGAUGACCUGCCAUCCGAUGAGAACCAAGAUGUGGGUGAUGAGGAAGUAGCAGUCGAGGUACAAGACCAACCUGAUGAGGGAUUCAAUGAAAUGGACAACAUGGAUCUGGAUAAAGCUGAUCAGGAGGUGGAGGAACAGAUUUCCCCAGGUUCUGAUCUUGAUGUCACUGAUGAUGACAAGUCACCUGAGGACUCUGUUGGGGACAAUCAGAGAGCGGCUUCUGGGGGGUCAGAGGAUGAAGCAUCUGCUCAGCAAAACAAACAGGAUGAGGCAGAUGUAGAAUUGGAUGAGAUGUCUGGUAACAUACAAGCAGACCUGUCACCGGAUGAGAGUAUCUCUAUAACCUUAAAGAGAGACCAAGAGGAAGUAGACACUCAACUUUCACAGUCUCUGGAUGCUAUGGAAUCACCAAUUGGUUUAGAAUCUGCCGAUUAUAGUAUUGUGGACAGAACAACAAAAGAGGAACAGCAGAACUUAGAUGAUUCCGAGCAAGAGGAACUUCAAGACCAGCCUCCAGUUACUACUUCCAAUGAUAAUGAGAUAGCGGACAUUCCUGAGGUUGACUCGGAUUUGGUUGAGACCUCACUUGAAGCAGUCGUUGAAUCAACAGCACAUGACAUAGAAAUAUCUCAGACACAUGAUUAUCAGUGUGAAGAAGGGGAAGCCAAAGAGGAACACGUAUCAGUAAAUGAGGAGGAUGUGAGUAGUGCACAAGAUGAGGUUCUUGCCAAUAGUACUCCAGUUGAUAUCCAGGCGGUUUGUGAAAGUGAGGAAAGUUGUGCUACUCUGGCAGAAGAUGCAGCCAUUGAACCAGUACUUUCAGAUACUCCAGCAUUAGGGACAUCCGCAUCACAUCUUGACUCUGCGCAAGAUGAGGAAAUAUCAUCGGAAGCAGUCAAUCAACUGGAAUCUGUCCAGGGGUCAGAUGAGCUCCCAGCCCCAGCAAGUCCUACGGGGCAAGAGGCUCUGGAACCUGAUGAUCAAGAGGAGAAUGUGGUUGAUAAUGCCACAGAUGAUUUCCAAGAGAUGGAAGACGAUGGUGUUGAAGACCAUGCCGGUCAUUCAGAAGAUGUAUCAGCGGUUGAGGAUGUGAGUGAGGAACCAAGUGAUGUUGAAGCAGAUGAUGCUUCAGCUGAUACUAAAGAGGUACAAGAAAGUGAGGAAAAUGCCACUCUAACGGCAGGUGCAGUAAUUGAAAUGGUGCUUCCAGAUGCCACAGAUUUGGAGGAACCUCAAGUGCAGCCUGACGAGAUAAUGAAAGAUGAUGAAACAGUAUCAUCACAAGAAAUUGAUCAAGUGGAAUCAGUUCCAGACUCAAUAGAUGAGCUCCUGGCCCCAGAAAGUCCAGAGGAACUAGAUACACAGGAACCUGAUCAGCUUGAUGAGAACAUUGUUGAUGAUGGUGGUGAUCAUGUCAGUGUGUCAGAUGAUGUGCCAUUGGAAUCACACCUCCAACCUAACAAAGAAUCAGAGGUGGAUAAAGCCGAAGAAACAAUACUACCAGCAACAACAGGUGUUCUGGAGUCUGCUCCAGAUGUAGUGGAUGAGGUUUCAGGUCCUGAUAGUACCAGCGCACUUGAUGUUCUCCCUCUUGAGCUGUCUGUGGGAGGAGCUACUGCAUCCGCGGAGCAGAAUUUCUCCCCAAUGUCAGAUGAGGGACCCGCUCGCUCCAGUGGAGUUACAAGUCCCGACAGUGAGUUCACCUCAGAUAUAAUUUCCGACGACCCGUCCAGCGGGGACUCAUAUAUAGUGACAGACCUUUCACAUGAAGCUGGAAACUUUCAGAUUGCGGACAUCCAAGAGGAAAUUGAGGAGGAGGAUGAAAAUCAAGCGGUUGACUCCAAAGAAGAGAAAGAAGAAGUUGAAGAUCUGGCAAAGUGUAUCAAUGGCAUCCCUGAAGUUACUCUGUCGGAAGACUUCUCUGGAGAUGUACAAGUUGGAGUCAUUGAUGACUAUUAUGCAGAAGAAAUGCAGACUGAUAGUAAAGAAACAGAUGUAAUUCCUAUUCCGACAGAUGUUGGAUUUGCUGAAUCGGGAAGAAGCAGUCCACAAAAUGUACUUGAAAGAGCAGACAGUGCUGCUCUUCAAGAGGAGGCUAGUGACUUAGUAGAAGGGGUCCUUAUGAUGGCCAAGUUUGCCUUCUUGGAGGAGAAACGGCUCAAGAAUUGCUCACAUUCUGAAGAAGCCCAUACAGCAGCAUCUGGGGACCAGCUUAACAGUGCCACUGAAGAUGAGGAUGUGAUGCAGACUUCGGAAACAGUGAAGCAUGAACCUGCCUUGCCAUCAUCUGAAGUCUCAGUUAAUGGGGAAGUUACAGAAGAAAGCAUAACUGAUCAGCCAACAAGGCUGGAGGAAGAAGAGGCACCCAGAGAGGUUUUACAAGAGGAGUUCUCAUCAAAGCCACCUCAGUUAGUAGUUGAGGAAGAGAUAGCUCAGGUUGUAAUAUCCCAAGAAGAAUCUGCCUUGCCAUCAUCUGAAGUCUCAGUUAAUGGGGAAGUUACAGAAGAAAGCAUAACUGAUCAGCCAACAAGGCUGGAGGAAGAAGAGGCACCCAGAGAGGUUUUACAAGAGGAGUUCUCAUCAAAGCCACCUCAGUUAGUAGUUGAGGAAGAGAUAGCUCAGGUUGUAAUAUCCCAAGAAGAAUCUGUCAUGACAGUGGCUGAAGAGCAGCCUUCACAAGAAGUGCUGCCAUCUGUUGAGGAAGGAGAAGACCUGUCAUCAGAUCAGGAUGCUCUGCACAAGGCUGGUGAGCUUUCUGAGGAGAAGUUGAUAGCUACAACAGAAUUGCCAGUUGAGCAGGAAGUCCCCCGUGAGCUGGCUCAGGAAUCAAAGGAUUUUGCGGAACAGUUGGACAAAAAAGAAACACCAAUUUUGACCAUCUCCGCGGACAUGACACCAAAUGAGGAGAUGGACGAAGCCCCUAAAUCACCAAUAGAGGUCAAUGUCGUCAUAAGUAAACAGGGACUCCAAGAUGUCAGCAGUAAUGCCGAAGAGGUUGCCAACCAGACAACAGCAGGGAAGACAAAGCUGGUGGUUGAAGACUCCAUGAAGGAUGUGGACAUUGAAAUCGAGGAUGACAACCGGCAGACGUCCAUGUUUGGCCUCGCGGAUAUCCUGGAGUAUGUCAAUGCCGACGGCGAAGUGGAAGGCUCUACAACAGAGCCACAUGUCAGACCCUCAACACUAGCUUUAACAGCCAAGUCAACACCCAAAUCAGCCAGGCUGAUGUCCGCCGGAACUCCGAUAUCGAUGCUAUCAGACACAGGUACCCCCCUGACCCCCAUCAGUAUGAGAAGCCUCGACAUGCUGGACGAUACCGGAACCGAUGAGGACACAUUGGAUAGGACAGAGGAGGAGGGGGCUGACACUGAAAACAAGGGUCUGCCACCUGCUGCCAAGAGGUCUGUAUCUGUCGACACCGAGAUGGUAGAGGACAUCCAUGGAGAAUGGGAUGAUAAUAAGAAGCUGAUGGAUGUCAUUGUUGAAAAAGAACGAAAAAAAUCCCUCAGCGAGAACGUGGAGAGGAAGUCCCCUCAGCGGACGAUGUCCGUCAGAACAGCAGAAGCCAAGAAGAAUAUGGAGGGAGUGGAGUUGCCCGACGAGUGGCAAGAUGACGAGUUCUCUCAACAGAAGCUGGCAGGUGUGGACAGUCUCCAGGAAGAGGACUCCUUCUUUAAGAGGAGGGUACCACCAAAGGAUAACAAGUCCCGGAAGCGUGACAGCACACUAUCCGACGACGGUUCAGUGGAAGGCAUGAGUGCCUGGGCAGAGAGGCUUGCCGGGGACGAUGGAUUCGACGAGGAUGAUGACAUUGAUGAGACUCCAUCACCAGCCAACGGUCGAGACCAGCGGAGCUGGAGUAGUAACAGUCCCCGGAAGGUGGUUCCCAUCCCCGUGGGGCUGUCCCUGAGCCUGGACGGGGAGGCCAGUGUCCCCUCAACGCCGGCCGUUCUGACUCCAAGUAGCGCUGAGAUGUCCUGGGAUGAUGACACCAUGCCGUCUCCUGGCGUGGAGCCGAUCCCCGAGUACACGGCCAAGGAAGAGCUGGAGGAUAGACGCAAUUGGCGUAAGGUGGUCAUAGCCAACAAGGAAUUCACCCUGGACAUGAGGGCUAUCAAUCCCUACAAGAAAGUCCUGUCUCAUGGAGGUUACUAUGGUGACGGAGUGAAUGCCAUCAUUGUAAUCGCAUCCUGCUACAUGCCAGACAGGUCCCGCAAAGAUUACAACUACAUCAUGAAUAACCUCUUCCUGUAUGUCAUCAGCACCUUGGAGCUACUGGUUGCCAACGACUACGUCAUCGUCUACUUCCACGGAGCAGCCCCCAAGAAUCGUAUCCCUAGCCUGAACUGGAUGCGGAAAUGCUAUCAGAUGAUCGACAGAAAACUUCGCAAGAACCUCAAGGGUUUAUACAUAGUCCAUCCUACCAUGUGGCUCAGGACCAUCGUACGAUUCACCAGACCGUUCAUCAGUUCCAAAUUUAGCAGAAAACUGAAGUUUGUGGAAGCGCUGGACGAGUUACCCGCGCUGGUCAACAUGGAGUAUAUUUACGUGCCGGAUGAGGUCAGAAGAUUUGAUGAAGGCAGGACACAGAAGGAGGGUGGUGGUGGCGUAGCUGUGUGGGGGUGGAUAAGCAGCAACAGGGGAAAAGACGGAAGUAGCGAGGAUGGGGGGAGCAGCUGCAGCUACACCAUGGGCCCAGACUCGGACAUCGUGACGACGACGCAUGACGAAGACUACCUGGAUGACAUGCUAUACGUGCCCACAUCCCGGGCGGCUCGGCGUCGGAUGUCCGCACAGCUGCGGCGUGGCAACUUUGCCCUCUGGGCCCUGAAGCGUGAGCAGGGUGGGGACUCGGACGUGGAGGACUGGGACAGCCACGGUUUCAUGGAGGAUGACAUGUUUGCAGAUAUCGAGGAUGACGGGAUGGAUUCGGAGGACGGGGAGGUGGGCGUGGCUCAGAGACAGGAUGAGGAUGUGGCGGAGGCGAGUGAUGAGAAUGAGGCACAAGAUUUGAAGCAUCGGAGGAGCGUCGGAGACGAGGAUCUGGAGUAUGAGGAAGAAAUUGACCCCUUUGCGGCUCUCCAUGCUCCUACUUCUCACCACUCUCACCAUCUCUCACAUUCUCAUCAUCAACAGCUGCGUCAUCAUCAACAGCAUCUAGAUCAACAUCAUCCUGAUCCGAACUCAGAAUCAAAGACUACAGACGCAAGAAAGCUUCACAAAAAGGGCAUACGCAGACAUCUCAAGAAAUCCGGGAAAAAAUGAUUAAAUUGCAAUUUGGGGUUUUUUUAACUUUAUUUUUUACUUUAUUUUUUACUCCAAAUAUGUCAUUCCAGUUAUUUUCAAAUUUUGUUUUUUAAAGGCCGUGUAGGAACUACCCACUCUUCAUGGAUAUUAACGUCCCCUUAAAUUUUAAUUAUUUUAUUCAUUUAUAUUACAAAUGUACAUGUAAGUGGAAAUAUUUUUACCUUUUGAACUU